GACCGUUUUUUCAUGGUAAUAGUGCCUGUGUUGAUCUUUGUAUGGUAAAUUAACUGAUUUUGAUUUUUAUAAUGUUUUUAUUUUAAAGUACUGAUUAUUUUUUCACCUCAAUUUUGAUUGUUUUGUAUAAUUUUUUUAUAUAUUUGUAUAAUAUUUCUCUAACAUCUCAAGAUUCUCUUACAAUAUUUUUAAAGUAGCCUACACUUGAGUAAAUCGCAAAAAUCGGUGAUUCCUAUGAACAAUUCCUCUGAGUGCCUGUUUAAAGUUAAAUGGACUAACUUUCGAGGCCAGAAAGUACCGUAUCUUCUACAGAAUAACGAUGGCGAGUGCCCACUAAUCUGUUUUGCGAAUGUGUUGUUGCUGAGGAGGAAGUUGGAACUGUCUAAAGAUCUUGGUGCGAUUACAUUCAAGAGUCUUUGUGUUUUCAUCUCAUCAUUGCUUCCUCACGCCAGCCCAGAAUGGGUAACAUCAGUAUUAGAGACCCUAAAGAGCGGUCUUUUAUUUAACUGCAAGUUUGAUUCUACCAGAGCAUAUAUAGAUCCAGACCCAGAACAGUUAUUUCUAUCCUUUAACAUUCCAAUUAAACAUGGAUGGAUUCCGGACCCUAUUAUUUACGGGCCACUCACUAACUUAAAUUACGACCAGCUCCUGGAAAUGCUCGCCAUUUUUCAAAGCGAGAAGGAAGUUUCCAGUUUUGAAGAGCUUGGACCUGACGAUUCUGAACAUGAAGACAAAGUGGAGAAUAAUCAUGAAAACCAACAUGACGAUGGUUCGAAGUUGGAUGAAAGUAAAUUAGAGGAACAUUUAAAAAACUUGAAACUCUCAAAUGCAGACGAGGGAGAUAAAUCAGUAUCCUUAAAUAAAAAAGUGAAUAAUGUAAAACCUGAACAAGUAGAUGGAGAUAAAUCAGAACCAGUAGAAGAAAAGAUAAAUACUAAAGAAGAGAAAAAAGAAGAUAAGGGAGAGAAUAAAUCUGAAAUAGAUGAAUAUGUAGCAAACUUAGCCAUGGAGUUUCUGGAAACAUACGCCACUCAAAUCACAGAGUAUGGAAUGAGAGUGUUAAGAGAAGAAAUUCCAGAAGGUUCACUGGUAGCAUUGUAUCGCAACAACCAUUUUCUGGUAGCAACGUGUAAUAGAGGACAGUUAUUCACACUGAUAACAGACUCAGCCUUCUACGGGCAUCGAUGCGUCUGGGAAUCCCUGGAGAGCUGCGAGUAUUUCGACGAAAACUUCAACCAUUACACGCAAACUUCAAGAGAAGAGAAACCGAAAAAAGUUAGAUUUAUUGAUAAAGUAAAAAGAGUGUUCAGACGGAAAAAUAGGAGAUAAAUUAAAAUAUUUCCGACACAAUAACACCUUAAAAUUGAUCUUAUAAUUUCGUAUAUGUACC
Theileria parva strain Muguga is the source of this 1390-nucleotide messenger RNA. RefSeq lists its product as uncharacterized. Gene Ontology annotation, biological process: protein K48-linked deubiquitination. Gene Ontology annotation, molecular function: K48-linked deubiquitinase activity; cysteine-type deubiquitinase activity; cysteine-type carboxypeptidase activity. The transcript is spliced from 2 exons. The record is from RefSeq and is a predicted model, not a curated record. Lineage: Eukaryota; Apicomplexa; Aconoidasida; Piroplasmida; Theileriidae. Gene Ontology annotation, cellular component: cytosol; cell periphery. The coding region runs from base 235 to 1329 and encodes 364 amino acids.